This is a messenger RNA of Moneuplotes crassus, 426 nucleotides long. The record is from the annotation of a GenBank genome assembly. Lineage: Eukaryota; Ciliophora; Spirotrichea; Euplotida; Euplotidae.
AUGAAUGCGAAGAGGCCUCAAGAGGUUCAGAAUACAAAUAAAUUGAAGAAUAAGGAUGCAAGUAAAAUCAAAGAAUUUGUAGCCCAUCUUGAGCAGCGAUCUAAAUUGCAGGAUAAAAUUCAAAAGUUGCGUAUGAAGAAACAAAGAAUUACUAAAUUAAUGAAUUAUGCUUCUCAGGAGUCUAUUCCAAGUUCAUCCUCUCAGCUCAAUAUGUCCUCUGAAUCGGGAGAUAUCGAUCUUAAAGACAAAGUUAUGAGUCAAGAAAAUGUCAGCGGGAUACCCCUCGGCUCAGAAUGCGCCUACACUUUCUCCCUCCAAGCAAACCCAGCUUCCCUUCCCCCCUCGGCUCAAGCCCAAAACGACCAGAUUUGUUCUAAAAUCAAAGACGUCCUUAACCAAAUAGACAAUAAGUUAUUGCAGGAGUAA